Tribolium madens (black flour beetle) is the source of this 635-nucleotide messenger RNA. It is a transcript of the gene mRpL23, whose product is annotated as probable 39S ribosomal protein L23, mitochondrial. Gene Ontology annotation, cellular component: ribosome; mitochondrial large ribosomal subunit. The coding region runs from base 109 to 561 and encodes 150 amino acids. The transcript has 3 exons. NCBI's taxonomy places the organism in Eukaryota, Metazoa, Arthropoda, Insecta, Coleoptera, Tenebrionidae. Gene Ontology annotation, biological process: mitochondrial translation. The record is from RefSeq and is a predicted model, not a curated record. Gene Ontology annotation, molecular function: structural constituent of ribosome.
CUAGCACUGACACUAGUGUCUAGUGUGUUGGUGAUGUUGGUAACGCUUGGUGAAACCAACCUCAAAGUUUGUAUUUUUUACAUUAAAAAAAUAUUUUAAAUAAGAAGGAUGUCUACGAGAUGGUACCCGAUUUACCAAAGAGGGGGCCCCCAAUUGCGCGUCUUUUUGCCGAACUUUUGGCUGAAAUUAGUGAGACCCACGCACGAGCAGCCCCCUAACAUUGUCCAAUUCUCAUGUUCGAUGCAAAUGACCAAAUACGACAUAAAAAAUUAUUUAGAAAAAAUUUAUAAUAUAAAUGUGGUGGAUGUGAGGACGAGGAUCGCUCUAGGGAAGACGAGACGUGUCCCCGGAAAGGGGUACGUGGUGAAAGAUGAGGACAUCAAGUACGCGUACAUCACACUGCCAAAAGAGGAGAAAUUCAUCUUUCCCGAUCUCUUCCCUGAGGACAAAAAGGCGAAAGAUGAAGAAGAGGCGACAAUUCAGGAAGCCAAGAAAGGUUUCAAAGAGUACCUCGAGAAGAACAAAGAGCGGCCCAACAUGCCGGGCUGGUUUAGCAUUUAGUAGUAAUUUUUUUUGUAAAUAUAUAGAUUGCCAUAGAAAUAAGUUUGAUCAAUAAAGACAUCGAAAAACCGUCA